Molecule: messenger RNA, 222 nt
Organism: Kwoniella mangroviensis CBS 8507
Lineage: Eukaryota; Fungi; Basidiomycota; Tremellomycetes; Tremellales; Cryptococcaceae
Exons: 3
Coding region: 1-222 (73 amino acids)
Biological process (GO): regulation of DNA-templated transcription
Molecular function (GO): zinc ion binding; DNA-binding transcription factor activity, RNA polymerase II-specific
Source: RefSeq, a predicted model, not a curated record
AUGCAUGCCGCACUGUGCUCUGCCUCACCCCUCAUGCCCAAUCAUCGCAAGCAAUCGAGCCGCAUAGCUAGUCGUCGAUCCCUUCCAGAGGGAGCAACCCUUGCCAAAGCUUGCAAUAGGUGCCAUGAACGAAAGAUAAAAUGCGACGGACUGCAUUCUAUGGUCGAAUUCUCGGGUGACCGAACUAGAAGCAAGAAUUCAUUGGCUAGAACAGUUGAUUAA